This is a messenger RNA of Austrofundulus limnaeus, 2021 nucleotides long. RefSeq names its product RAB3D, member RAS oncogene family, b (gene rab3db). Gene Ontology annotation, molecular function: GTP binding; GTPase activity. Lineage: Eukaryota; Metazoa; Chordata; Actinopteri; Cyprinodontiformes; Rivulidae. The record is from RefSeq and is a predicted model, not a curated record.
AUGGCCUCAAACGAGUCACGGCUCCAGCAGCAGCCCUCGCAGAAGGAUGCGGCCGACCAGAACUUCGACUACAUGUUCAAGCUGCUGAUCAUCGGCAACAGCAGUGUGGGCAAAACCUCGUUUCUGUUCCGCUACGCUGACGACUCCUUCAACUCUGCCUUCGUCAGCACCGUGGGCAUCGACUUUAAGGUCAAAACUGUCUUCCGCAACGACAAGAGGAUCAAGUUGCAGAUUUGGGAUACAGCAGGGCAGGAGCGCUAUCGUACAAUCACUACAGCCUACUACAGAGGAGCCAUGGGCUUCCUGCUCAUGUAUGACAUCACUAACCAGGACUCUUUCAGCGCUGUGCAGGACUGGUCGACACAGAUCAAGACGUACUCAUGGGACAAUGCUCAGGUGAUCCUGGUUGGGAACAAGUGUGACCUAGAGGACGACAGGCUUAUACCUACAGAGGAUGGCCAGCGGCUGGCGGAGGAUCUUGGUUUUCAGUUCUUCGAGGCCAGCGCUAAGGACAACAUUAAYGUCAAGCAAGUGUUUGAGCGUCUAGUUGACGUGAUCUGUGACAAGAUGAAUGAGAGCAUGGAAGGAGACGACAACCUUACAUCCAACCACCGGAACCAGGGCCUUAAAGACUCGUCGUCAGAGAGCAAUGGGAGCUGUGCUUGCUAAACCAUUCGCCCUUUUUUGUUUUGUUUUUACCAAGAAUCCAACACACACCCUUUACACUGAUUCUCACUCAAAGAAYAACUUCUUCUCUGUGCCUCAGCCAUGGAAAAUGCUGCAACACUUUUGAGAUGCUUCUGAGAUGAUCUUCAUCAGCAUCAUCAGACCCCCCCACCCCACAUCAGACCUUGUCUUUUCUCAUAAACACUCAGUUUCUUUUUGUCUGUGGUUUGAACCCAUCAACUGUCCAAAAAUUCUGUCCUCACUUCAGCUUCUUGAACCAGUUCACCUCCAUUUAGGAAUCAUUUGGAAAUAGAUUUAGUUUUCUGGACAAAUAUUGUUCCACAAAGCAAGACCAAGUAGAUGGUUGAGAUUCUUACAGGGCUGAAACUGAUGGUUUGCAUCUUUUAAAAUAAGAUGUYAUGGAAAGGUUAUAAACRGUUAUUAUCUURCAUGUUGUAGRUAACUCUUUAGACAAGCUUAGUUCGUGAAAAGGUUUAAUUCUGACCUGUUUAACAAGCUAAAGGCUAGUCCAUGUGAAACCAAGGCCUAAGUGCAUUGYUGCCAUCUUAAAACUGCUCCAAUCRAAAAAGAUUUUAGAGCAUUUCAUACAAAUGCCAUUUUAAAAUAUUUUACAGCCGUGUCAGUUUUGAAUUAUGGUAUUUUGGCAAAAUAAUUUAUGCUGGAAGUGCUUUCGCUAGCUACUGGUGGCACUGUUUGUUCUUGCAAAUAAUAGUGUGCAAAAUUGACAUAAAUGUAAAGAUUUGUAAGAUGGUGUUUGCAUAAUCUGCUAAGGGAUUUUUAAGAUCCUAGCUAUGGUUAGGUAACGUCAACCCUUUUAGUUCUUGCUCCCAUGUAGACUAGCCAUUAGCUCAUCAGUCAGGUCAGAAGUAAUUUGCAAUUCUACAAAAUGAGAUGAAAGAGCUACAACAGAUUUAGAUGUAAAUGAUCCCCAGAACAUCAAUUUCAAAAGAUCUGAACUGUAACUUUGUUUUCUUAGUUUAAAAAUAUUUAGUGGAAAUGUACAUAAAAUGCCACAGUUUUUCCUUCACUACAAGGCAGCUGCUUGUGUCAUUUAUCCCCUGCUCUACAGUGAGAGGAAAUGGUUCAGAGUGGUUCAUAUCUAAGACAAAUGCAGAAAGGAGCAGGAAUAUGUGAAAGUUCCACUCUUCACUAAAAACAGGUUAUGUUAUGUAAUGGUUUUGCUCGAUCCUGAAGAACAAGUUUGAUGGUUUUUAGUUUUCUCCUAAUAGCAUUUUUCAGCAUUACAAGGGUUAAUUCUUAUAAUUUAGUUUAAAUUUGCUCUAAUUUCACCUGGAUAGUUAAAGUAAACACUGAGUGCAGAUCAGUAUCGGUUU